Messenger RNA from Porites evermanni, 203 nucleotides. The record is from the annotation of a GenBank genome assembly. Lineage: Eukaryota; Metazoa; Cnidaria; Anthozoa; Scleractinia; Poritidae.
GUGGUACUUGUGGGACCAUUUGAACACCAUUCAAAUCUUCUCCCCUGGAAGGAAUUAGGUGCUGAGGUAUGAAAAUGUAUUUUGAAAUACUUUAAUGUCAAUUUUAAAUCCACUUUAAGUGGUUCUAAACCUUUUAUUAAUGGUAGGUUAUCUGGAUCAAGCAAGAUGCAAAAGGGUUAGUUGACCUCACAGAUUUGGAGUUU